This is a messenger RNA of Syngnathus acus (greater pipefish), 3561 nucleotides long. RefSeq names its product nicotinamide phosphoribosyltransferase 1 (gene nampt1). Lineage: Eukaryota; Metazoa; Chordata; Actinopteri; Syngnathiformes; Syngnathidae. The record is from RefSeq and is a predicted model, not a curated record. The coding region runs from base 382 to 1845 and encodes 487 amino acids. Gene Ontology annotation, biological process: NAD+ biosynthetic process. The transcript has 12 exons. Gene Ontology annotation, molecular function: nicotinamide phosphoribosyltransferase activity.
AGUUAGGACAACUGAGCGUUAAGGUUUGCAGAAAUCUUCCACAAAGCAGCAACUCCUGGAAUCUGGCUGGAAUCUCUCACCACCACCCCACGACCAACCACGCAGGCAGUUCACAAUAAACGAACCAUCUGUCCGAAACUUUACGAUCUUGGGUGACUACACGCUUCCUGGUUGGCUCGCGUCGUGACGUUGCCGGGCAGAACCGAGUGGAGCCGAACCAGUUCGAAAUUUUCAGAGCGACACCCCCCGCCCCUGUUCUCCGGUCUUGCGUCUCCUCCCCCUUUUUACCCAGCUACGUUAUUAGCCUGGAGUCCCCAGCAGCGGCACGGCAGCAACCCACUGACAGCUGUGUCUGACUCACAAGCGAAGAGGGUGGCAAAGAUGGAGCACCGGGACGCCGAUUUCAACAUCUUGCUCGCCACCGAUUCCUACAAGGUAACGCAUUACAAACAAUACCCCCCCAACACCAGCAAAGUUUAUUCCUAUUUUGAGUGCCGCGAGAAUAGGACGGAUGCCACCAAAAGCAGAAAGGUCAAAUAUGACAAAACGGUCUUCUAUGGUCUUCAGUACAUCCUCCACAAAUACCUCAAAGGAAAAGUAAUCACUCCGGAGAAAAUCCAGGAAGCCAAGGAGGUUUACCGAGAACACUUCCAGGAUGACGUUUUUAACGAGAAAGGCUGGACAUACGUCCUGGAGAAAUACAACGGCCACCUGCCCAUUGAAAUUAAGGCGGUCCCGGAAGGGAGCGUCAUCCCCCGCGGCAACGUCUUGUUCACGGUGGAGAGCACCGAUCCAGAAUGCUACUGGCUCACCAACUGGGUGGAGACCAUCCUAGUGCAGAGCUGGUACCCUAUCACCGUGGCAACCAACUCCAGGGAGCAGAAGAAGAUUCUCGCCAGGUAUCUCCUGGACACAUCCGGGAACUUGGAAGGACUCGAGUACAAACUACACGACUUUGGCUACCGGGGCGUCUCCUCGCAAGAGACUGCCGGCAUUGGCGCUUCUGCUCACUUGGUCAACUUUAAGGGCACGGACACAGUCGCCGGCAUCGGUGUGAUUAAGAAGUACUAUGGCACCAAGGACCCAGUCCCGGGGUUCUCUGUACCUGCUGCAGAACACAGCACCAUCACAGCGUGGGGCAAGGACCACGAGAAGGACGCUUUUGAGCACAUCAUCAAGCAGUUCCCCAACGUGCCCGUCUCUAUCGUCAGCGACAGCUACGACAUCUACAACGCCUGCGAGAAGAUUUGGGGCGAAGACCUGCGCGGGCUCAUCGAGUCGCGCAGCGCCGACGCGCCGCUCGUCGUGCGGCCCGACUCGGGGAACCCCCUCGAUACGGUGUUGAAGGUUUUGGAGAUCCUGGGUAAGAAGUUCCCCCCAGAAGAAAAUUCCAAAGGAUUCAAGCUUCUGCCUCCGUACAUCCGAGUCAUUCAAGGAGAUGGCGUGGACAUUAACACACUACAGGAGAUAGUGGAGGGGAUGAAGCAGCACCGUUGGUCCAUUGAGAACGUUUCCUUCGGCUCCGGCGGCGCGUUGCUGCAGAAACUGACCAGAGAUCUGCUCAAUUGCUCCUUCAAAUGUAGCUACGUGGUCACAAAUGGACUCGGGGUGAACGUGUUCAAGGACCCUGUGGCGGACCCCAACAAGAGGUCAAAGAAAGGUCGCCUGUCUCUGCACCGGACUCAAAGUGGGGAGUUUGUCACUCUCGAGGAAGGCAAAGGUGACCUGGAGGAGUACGGAGAGGACCUGUUGCACACGGUCUUCCAGAACGGCAAGAUUGUGCGGACGUACACGUUUGACCAAGUCAGAGACAAUGCCAAGCUCAAGGAGAGUGAGCUUGACUAGCUGCCCCCCCCCCCCCCUUCAGUCAGCCAGUCAUUAACCCCCCCUUCAAGCCCCUCCCCUUUUUCCUCGGCCUCUGACAUCACCCCCCCCCACUGAAAAUAAAACGAGGCCUUGCGCACUGAUAAUACAUCCUGCCCUGAAUUCCUCGAUAAACUGUGACUUCCGUUAAAAAAAAAAAAAAAAAAAAAUCACUGGAAUUCCACCGAGCUCGCUCAUUCUGAAGACAAACGUUAUUUAAGAAAAAGAUGAAGAAACGUAGAAGUGCGGCAAGCCAGUGGAAGGAUGAGCGAUCUCCAAGCUGCUGCCCCGCCCACCUAGCAAAACCAUGUGAUGCUUUGUUUCCAUGACAACCACUCACCCGCCCUCUAUGAUCUUACCUUGGCUUUAUCUUUGCUGCGAAGGGUUUUUAAAUAUCGUGAGAUUCAGUUCACUUCCAGCCAAAAUGUAAACAACAACAACAAAAAAGCCAAAAAUUGCUAUCGUCUCCCUCAACGAGCAUUCCCAUCAUCAAGCGGCCAUCUUAUCUCCCCUCUUUGUUUGUGAAGUUGUUAAAAAAAAAAAAGAGGCAUUUCCCUGAAACACAGCAGCUCCAGCGUUCCUGUUGUUUGGCACUGAUCAAGCGUCGAAGUCAAUACAUCGCACAAAACGUCUUCACCGGAAUGAAGAGGAUCGGAGUACAUGAAUGACUUCCUGUCUAUCUGUGUGUGUGUUAAGUGUCGCUUCCCAUGCGUUGUCCAUCUUCCUUUAUGCAAAUUCUAAUUUUGGGAUUUUUUUUUUUUCCUCCCCCCCUUUUUUUUCCUCACUAGCAAGGUAUUUAUUGUGAAGGGGAAGCUCCAGUUGAAAAUGUCCUCCACAACAGUGUCAGUUUUCACUGCCUUAACGUGGUGCGUCUCCUCGGAUCAGCCAAGUUGAGGGAACGGACGCGACGAGAUGGUGACCUCACAGGUAUCAAACUGAGUAGCUAGAACAGCCACGAUUCAUAUCAAAAGUUGUUUUUCGAUCUAUUUUCCAUUGCUGCUUUCCACUCCUGAAUGGUAUUUCUGUAUAUUUGGUAUAUUAACAGGAUAACUAGUGUGGCAAAACCCAUGUUAUUUUCAAAACAAUGGCCUAGCAUUAGCAUUAGCGUGGCUGUAGACCUGUGAUGUCACUCACUCGGAAUCCCUCACGCCAUCACGCUGCAAAAAACGUUAUUUCUCUCUCUCCCUGUUGUUUGAUUUUACAAUUGCUGUUUAAAAAAUCACGUUUGUUUCUUCGUAUAACUUGGCAGCGCGUUUUGAAUACUUAAUGUUGAUUUUUCAACUCUGUUCUUACCGCAGACGAUUAUUAUUUUGUAUCUUUCGGUAAAUAUUCUUAUUUACAGACGGCGCGGCCAUUGACUGCCUUUCUCAACUGUACAUACGGCAACUAGUUUGACUGACUGUGUGGGGGAGUAGAGGCGAGGCCGAGAGACCACCACACGAGAUAUUUUUGUUCAGAACACUUUUUUUGUACCAACACAAAUAUCCAUACUGUUCAGGCGUUCGUGUGUGUGUGUGUUGUAUUACGGAUGAUCAAGUGUUUGUGAAUUAUCUCUUUCCUAAUGUUGUUGACUUCCAUUGUGUGGGUGCGUGUGUGUGUUCACGUCAGUUGUCCCGGAACCUCACCGACACUUUAAGACAAACCCACAUUGCUAUCUUUGUUGACGACACAACAAUUAAACAAGCCACCUGUCUGUUU